Messenger RNA from Spodoptera frugiperda (fall armyworm), 3149 nucleotides. It is a transcript of the gene ArfGAP3, whose product is annotated as ADP-ribosylation factor GTPase-activating protein 2. The coding region runs from base 84 to 1658 and encodes 524 amino acids. Gene Ontology annotation, molecular function: GTPase activator activity. Lineage: Eukaryota; Metazoa; Arthropoda; Insecta; Lepidoptera; Noctuidae. Gene Ontology annotation, biological process: COPI coating of Golgi vesicle. The record is from RefSeq and is a predicted model, not a curated record. The transcript has 9 exons.
CCUUGGCAAACCAACAUUGUGCAACGUUGACAGUUGACAUGUCAUGACACAUUUACGUGACAGAUAGUGACAACACGUCGAAAAUGGCUGACUCUGGCCCGAGUAAAACCGAUAUUGAAGCAAUUUUCCAAAGAUUACGUUCGAUUCCUUCGAAUAAAGUAUGUUUCGACUGCAACGCAAAGAACCCUACGUGGUCGUCGGUGACGUACGGGGUGUUCAUCUGCCUCGACUGCUCGGCGGUGCACCGCAGCCUCGGCGUGCACCUCACGUUCGUGCGCUCUACACAGCUCGACACUAACUGGACAUGGAAACAGCUCCGAAACAUGCAGCUUGGCGGGAAUGUGAAUGCUACCCAGUUUUUCCGCACACAUGGGCUCUCCACAGAAGAUGCUCGACAGAAGUACAGUUCCCGUGUGGCACAGAUGUACCGUGACAAGCUGAGUGCCAUGUCUGAACAAGCUAUGAAGACAUAUGGGACCAAGCUGCACCUGGAGCCUGCGCCGGCUGAGCCUAAGGAGUGUAAGGAGCCCGAGGUAGACUGGUUUGCAGAGCACGGCGAGAGUGCCGCCCCCACUAACACUAGCGAGCUUGUCCCCACUGCACAGCUGUACGGAGGCGCGGGCGCGGGCGAGCUGAGUAACCAAGCGCGACUGUGGGCCCCGGCGGGGUCGGCGGCGGGGGCCGCGGGGGCCGCGCAGCCCGCGCGCAAGGGACUCGCCAAGCGGAGUGGGUUGGGUGCGCGUAAAGGCGGACUGGGUGCUACCAAGGUAGCCGCGAACUUCGAGGACAUCGAGCGCGAGGCCAUCAUGGCGGAGAAGCUGAAGGCGGAGGCGGCCGCCAGCGGCGCCAGCGGGGGCGCGGGCGCGGGCGGGGGCGCCACGCUGGAGAGCGUGGAGCAGGAGGUGGCGUCGCUGCGCCUGGCCUACCGCGCCCCCGCCGCGCGCCCCCACGCCGACCGCCUCGGCAUCGCCAGCGCCACCGCCGCCACGCGCGGCGGAGUGUCUCACUCGGCCACGUCGGACAUGACGGUCAUAGAGCAGGAGGACGCGCCCAGUGCGCGUGCGCAGCUCGAUGACAUCGACGACUUCACAUCCUCCUUCACCAUGAUCAGAAACGAGCCAUACGGCAACAGUCGCAACUUGGACAAACUAUUCGGUGACAGCGACCGCAAGUGUUCCUCGUAUGACAACCUCGGCGGGGGCGGAGUCACGCGCAUCUCUCCCGAGCCGUCCCGGCCCGUGCACACCAUGUUCGGGGGCGCCGCCCCCAGCACCGCGGGCCCCGACGGGGGCGCCGCCCCUGCCGCCUCCCGCAGCCGGCCGCGCCGCGCGGAGCCCGAGGACGACUCCGCUGUCAAGAAGUUCGGCUCCGCCAAGGCCAUCAGCUCCGCACAGUUCUUUGGAGAGCAGGACUCCCGCUGGGAGCGCGACUCCAACCUGUCGCGGUUCCAGGGCAGCAACAGCAUCUCGUCCGCCGAGUACUUCGGGGGCGAGGGCGCGGGCGCGGGGGCGCGGGGCGCGCGCGCCUUCAGCGUGGGCGCGCCCGACCUGGACGACGUGCGCGAGUCGGUCCGCGCGGGCGUGACGCGCGUGGCGGGCCGCCUGUCGUCGCUGGCCAACGGCGUCGUGUCCUCCAUACAGGAGCGCUACGGAUACUGACUCCGCUGUUUCUACUGCACCGCCACUUGCCGACCGCAUCAUUAUGGAAAUAUCAUUACGAUGUCAAAUAUGUUUUCAUUUCAAGACAAUAAGUAGAAACAUUCUAUAUGAUAUAACAUUCUCCUCUCCCCGACGCCAUUAGCGCCAGUUUUAUAUAAUAUACGAAGUAAGGCAAUGUAUUGUAUGCCGACAGUAAACGGAACCUUGUGUCUGGGGCAAUUGUAGCAACUUUCUAAUGUAGGUAAUAAAUUAAUUUGUAUAAUUAUGCGCGUUUACUGUAAAUCAAACGCUAAAUGCGCAUUAGUAAAUAAGUGUGUGACAGUGAGAGUGGAGUGCACACGAGGGGGGGGGGGGGUCCAGUGUAAAUAUUGUAUGAUAUAGUAUGUAUGUAUGUAUGUAGCAGCGCCCCGAGCCGUGUCCGCCAGUUCCCAGUGUACAACAAGUCCGCGAGUAUUGCACGCGACAUACGGACCAGUACCGGUGUAUACUAGCGACAUCACGCGACGCCGCGCGUCUAGCUCUCGGUACUCCAUGUGUACCUUCUGAAACAAUCGUAUUUAUUACAUAACUAUUGCAAAUUGGGAACUAUCUUCGAGGAAACUGUACGUCUAUAACAUCUGCAUUGACAAACUUGUAUAUUUUCAUCCUGACUUUGUAUAUGUAUACUUAUUCCUACCUAUUCUCUUCAUUGCACUUUGAAACAUUGUUCAAGCUAUAGUGAUAGGUAUACAGGCUCCUGGGGGACACCCGCUAGGGAGGCUAUUUCUUUAGACAAUCACUGCCGUUGCUAAAGCUACUAACAAUGUUGAUGUAACACUGUGUGACAUUUCAUUUGCUGUAAAUGUAAAAGACUACUAUUUAAUAGGUUUUAUAAAUUGUAUCGGGUGUCGGGUGUCGGGUGUUAGGCCACGCAAACAAAACUACAUCAAAUGUGUAACGCAAAGAAAAUAAUGUAGAUACAUACAUAGCUAGACUGUAGACGCGUGUAUAAUGUUACUGUAACCAGUUGUCGAUUGUAAAUGUUGAAUCUUAAUCAUCAAUCAACAUUUUUUAUAUUUCAAUACAAAAGAAAACCGAGUUCCCUGCACUGUUUUGAUACAGACAUGUCCCGCGUCGCUACUCGCUAUACAGCGCCACCUACCGCUGCAUUCCAGCCUGAAGUAUAUCAGUCCCUGUGGCCGCCGGCCCGCACUGCGCUGUGACGGUGUGCCACAACGGAGCAUUUAUCAUUUAUUUAUUUUUAUGUAAAAUAAUUGACAGUAGAUAUUUUUAUUUUUAUAAUAAUUUGCUAAGUAGUUGUUGCGAGGAGGGAGCCGGUCCCCGCGACGGCUCGUAGUAUAUCCGAUGUGUCGGUCGACAUCAAUGUAUGGCCACAGCCGAGUGUAACCGAGGCCACUGCUCGUCCGCAUGUUCUCUGAACAUUUGUAUAGUAAUAACAUUUUCAAUUUAGAUAAUAAUUAUUGAUAUAAAUAUACAUUAUAUUUGCUAUUA